AUGACUGAAGCAAAGCAGAUUUCGGAAACCUAUGUAGCUGUCAAUAAAGAAACCAAGAAUGCACGGGACACCUGGAUAGCAGCCAAAGGAUCUUCCAUCUUUCAGUCCAGGCAUAUGAAUAUGUGGCUGAGAGAACAAAUUAAAUGUCUCCUUAAUGAAGGGAAUAACAUCAAGGCAAACAUUUGGGAUCUACAAGAAGUGAUGAGGAACACAAAAGCGGAACUCAAAAGGAUAAAGCAAGCCGAGGAAGCCAUAACUUUCCUAGAAACAGACAUUGAAGCGGCUAAAAAAAAGCAGGAGGAGGAGAAUGAAACAGCAUCUUUAGAGGAGCAAUUUCUGAAAAAAAUGGAGAAGGACAAUGAAAAUUUGCAUCUAAGAAUCUUCAUGCUUUCUGAGAAGAGUUCAGCUCUGACAGCAUCAAAGAAUAUCAACCAGCAGAAUUACCUUCAGCUCUGCUGUUAUGUCAAUAAACGAUGGAGAGAGCUCCAGGAAUGCAAACUGACUUGUGAAGAGGAAGAUGAGAUUUUCACAAAGAUGAAACACCAAAUCCGGGAGCUAGAAGAGCACAUACAAGAGUAUGAAGUAAAAAUACAGGUUCUUCAGGACAGAGAGAAAACUCUGCAGAGUGAGCUGUUAGCUGUUGCGAAAGAAAAGGCUCGAUGUCACAGCAAGUUCCCAGGCAAGUUUUUGAAUCUUCACCCAAAGAACUUGAUGUAUGAAAUAGCCAGGGCCGAACUGGAAGAAAAAAUAAGAAGGGAAGAAAAGCCUAUGAAAAAGAAGCUUUGUGGUGGUAG
Python bivittatus (Burmese python) is the source of this 794-nucleotide messenger RNA. Lineage: Eukaryota; Metazoa; Chordata; Lepidosauria; Squamata; Pythonidae. The record is from RefSeq and is a predicted model, not a curated record.